This is a messenger RNA of Solanum stenotomum, 770 nucleotides long. Its product is annotated as protein ARABIDOPSIS THALIANA ANTHER 7-like. NCBI's taxonomy places the organism in Eukaryota, Viridiplantae, Streptophyta, Magnoliopsida, Solanales, Solanaceae. Gene Ontology annotation, cellular component: membrane. The coding region runs from base 24 to 401 and encodes 125 amino acids. Gene Ontology annotation, molecular function: lipid binding. Gene Ontology annotation, biological process: lipid transport. The record is from RefSeq and is a predicted model, not a curated record. The transcript has 2 exons.
UUAAUUGUUACUACAAAAAUAAUAUGUCAGCCAAGAAAAAUCAACUAGCUUUUGUUGCAAUUGUUCUAAUAACAAUAAGUCCAUACUACAAUGCUUCAAAAAUAUUCCAUGAAGACGCAAUUUGCGAUGAAGUCGAUGCUUGCUUCGCGUAUUGCGAAGUUUAUGUCGAUGGUAUUGCUGCAAACCCGACCCGCGAAUGUUGUGACAACUUACUUAUAUUGAAUGGCAGGGUCAAAUAUAUAGACAACGGGGUUCGUAAGUAUUGUUAUUGCAUCGAGGACUUCAGUAAUAGUCAUUAUCAUCGCCCUUAUCUCCAGUCACGAAUUCAAAAUAUGUCUAGAAUAUGUGGUAUUCAUCGUAGCUUCCCUAUCUCUGAGCACAUGGACUGCUCUAAGCUUUAGUUAGAGACUUGUGUUUGUGGAAGACUAGCUAGCUGCUGUUCUCUUUGAGUCUCAUGCUAUAUAUGUAGUGGCGGCGCCAAAAUAUUCAUUAACGGGUAUAAAAUAUGAAAAAGUAAAUACAUGAAGAAGUUAAAAGGAGAUUUAGUAUUGACUAUAUAUACAUAAAAGAUAAUUUUAAUUAUAUAUAGAUAGUAUAAUUUUUUGUCGAAGAAAGUUUGAAUGAAUCCCUUGACCCUACCUGGCUCCGCCCUUGAACUUUGAAUUGGAAGGAAAAUGAUAUGUAUAGUAUUCCAGAUUGAUUUUACUAUGUUAUCUCGACAAGGUUAUAAGUUUGAAUAUAUAUGUAGCUUUGUGUUUAAACUAGUGGCU